CUGUGGCAGCUGCCGCUAUCACGUUUCUAGAAGUCUCCACGUUCCGCUAGAACCAUUCCUGCCGCUCCAGAUCGACUGUCCACAUCCGCAGCGAAGCCAUGGCAGCCGAAAGCAGGUUCCCCGAGAGCUUCAUGGACGAGGAUCCACAGAAAGCUCUGGAGGAACUCAAUGAGGCCUUGCAAGGAGACGCUGACAACGCUGAGUGGCUUUGCCAGCGUGCCUAUGUCCACAUACUUCUCAAAAACUACAGCUGUGCUAUUGAUGAUGCCAAAAAGGCACAGCAGCUAACACCCAGCCUUCCCCUCGCUUUCAUGCGAACAGGAAUAGCAGAAUACCACCUGAGCCACUAUGAGUCAGCACACGCAGCGUUCACUGAGGGACACCAGCUGGAUGUUUCUGACAAAUCAUUUGAGAUCUGGAUCAAGCGGUGUGAGGAGAUGAUGGGAGAGCAGACGCAGAGCGACAGUGACAACAGGACACCGGCGGCUCCACCUGUGAAACAUGACUGGUACCAAACGGAGUCUCAAGUCAUCGUCACUGUCAUGGCAAAAAAUGUACCCAAGGAUGGUGUGUGUGUCAACUUCAUGGAAAAAGAGCUCUCUGCCACGAUACAGCUGGCAUCCGAGGAGAACUACAACCUCGACCUGCACCUCCUGCACCCCGUCGUCCCUCAACAGAGCAGCUUCAAGAUCCUCACCACCAAGGUGGAGUUCAAGAUGAAGAAGACAGAUGCCAUCAGAUGGGAGAAGCUGGAGGGAGAGGGACAGUCCAACAUCAAACACUUCAAUCCAAAUCAGUGCCCUCCGUCGUCCCACGUCACCUGCAAAUGGGACAAGUUGGUGGUGGCCAUCGGCGAGGAGGAGAAAACCGAGAAGCUGGAGGGAGACGCGGCGCUCAACAAGCUCUUCCAGCAGAUCUACUGCGACGGCACGGACGAGGUCAAGAAGGCCAUGAACAAGUCCUUUAUGGAGUCCGGUGGUACAGUCCUGAGCACCAACUGGGUCGACGUGGGCAAGAAAAAGGUGGACAUGAGCCCCCCGGAGGACGUGGAGUUCAAGAAGUACUGAGUACUUCACCCCCCCCCCCCCCCUCAUUCUGCUCCCUCUGAGCUCCAGCAGGGUGCUGGAUGCAUCGCAGCCUCUGUGACCAUGCACUGCUUCCUCCUCCUCCUCCUCCUCUUCCUCCCAACCCCUCAGUUGUGCUGUUGCUCGCUAAUUGAAGGGAGCCUCGGUGCACUUUCACUCCACGAAACCACCUCCGUGCCCCCCCCCUCUCCUCCCUCUGCUGUAACCGGAUGCUGUCAGUUCAUUUGACUAACCUGUGUUGAUGGACUGAUAUUAAUAUUGUCUGGUUUUCAAGGCCGACGGACGAAGAAGGGCGGUCUGGUUUAAGAGACGCUUCAGUUCAACUCUCACGUCAUUCUUCUUCUCCCCUCCCGGGUUUCUCAGAAGCGCCCACAGCCUUUCUAUUUCGGGGCCUUUCAUGACUUCCUAUUAUUGGCACUUGUAUAAAAAAAAAAAUUAAGUUGUUAAAAAAAUGAAUAAAUAAGAACCGGUUGAGAUGUUUAA
Messenger RNA from Pseudoliparis swirei, 1568 nucleotides. It is a transcript of the gene sugt1, whose product is annotated as SGT1 homolog, MIS12 kinetochore complex assembly cochaperone. Bases 99 to 1067 code for a protein of 322 amino acids. The record is from RefSeq and is a predicted model, not a curated record. The transcript is spliced from 13 exons. Lineage: Eukaryota; Metazoa; Chordata; Actinopteri; Perciformes; Liparidae. Gene Ontology annotation, biological process: protein stabilization. Gene Ontology annotation, molecular function: protein-folding chaperone binding.